This is a messenger RNA of Loxodonta africana (African savanna elephant), 5998 nucleotides long. RefSeq names its product NUMB endocytic adaptor protein (gene NUMB). NCBI's taxonomy places the organism in Eukaryota, Metazoa, Chordata, Mammalia, Proboscidea, Elephantidae. The coding region runs from base 2694 to 4655 and encodes 653 amino acids. Gene Ontology annotation, cellular component: cytoplasmic vesicle; cytoplasm; basolateral plasma membrane. Gene Ontology annotation, biological process: positive regulation of neurogenesis. The transcript has 12 exons. The record is from RefSeq and is a predicted model, not a curated record.
CAUAGUUACUGCUAAAAUGUUACUUUUUUUCUUUUUCAGUAUUUCAGUAUCAGCCUCUUUGGCCAUUAACACAUCAUUUUAUGAUCUAAGGAAUUUUCUUAUACAUAUCUGUAUUGCCAUGUUGUACCUUGAAUAGUAGUAUAGACCAAAAAACCAAACCCAUUGCUGUCAAGUCGAUUCCGACUCAUAGCGACCCUAUGGGACAGAGUAGAACUGUCCCAUAGGGUUUCCAAGGAGCGGCUGGUGGAUUUGAACUGCUGACCUUUUGGUUAGCAGCUGAACGCUUAACCACUGUCCCACCAGGGCUCCAAGUAGUAGUAUAGUGUGAUAAAAAGAAUACAGGAUUUGAAAUCAGAGGGCUUGAAGGCCUAUCUCUGUCGCUUACUACCUCUGUGGCUUUGUCCUUGACCUUUUUGAGACUUAGACCUUUUUGAGAUUGCUUUCCUGACAAGUAAUAUGAAAAUAUAUCACUGUAAGGAUUAAGAUUAAAUAAAAGUGCUUUGUAAACUGUAACAUAUACUCUUUGUUAGAGUGUUUUUCAGUUUGGACAUUUAUUGUGUAUUAGCAAAAUGAUACUGCCUUCAAAGGUUGCCAUCAUAUGAGUGAAAAGACUGCCAGCAUUUGGUUUGAUAUAUCAGUUUUCAUUUAGGGUAAAUACAUUUUAUCUGCCUUUAUAUUUCCCCUAAUAAUUAACUUCCUGACUGUAUAAGGAUUUCUCCUUAGCCAAAUUAGAACUUGGUUAGGCAUUUUAUUAUCACAUUCACAUGAUGAAAAAAGGUUGUCUGGAGAUCACACUAGGACUUAGCAUUUCUCGAAGUUACUGGUUUUCAGUAGGGACAGUGCUGUCCCAAUGAGGUGUGAACUUUGAGGGUGCCCUUUUGGUUGCUAUGGUGGUUAGGAAGAGGAGGGCAGCACUGAUAUUCAGUGAGCAGUGGCCAGGAAUGCCAGAUAUAUCCUACAAGUUCUGCACGGUUUUUGAACAUUUUCCCAGACGUUCUUGUAGGUGAAAAACCUGUUUAUACUUACCUGAUUCUAAUUCUGUUUUACAUUUAAACACAAAGUAUUUUUGCGUGGUUUUAGUAGACACUGAACUUUCUAGGAAUGUAACUACUCAGUAAACUGAGGAGCAAAUUGUACUUUGUUUUGCUCAGAACUUUACAAAGAGUUUGUUCACCAUUUCAGAAAAUCUUAUUACCAGUGAAUGCUAUUACAAUUUGUGGUAUCUGGUUUUCUAAUGCAACUCUUGUCAGUCUGCAUUUGUAGCUGUCACAAUCAUGGUGAUUCCAUACACAGUGCAAUCAUCUGACUCUUUCUCUAAUAAUACGAGUUCUAAUAUGGUUAUACCCAAGCAUUUAUAUUUUAAAGUAACUGUUAAAUGUAUAAUAAAAUAUAUCAGUUUCUUUGCUUUUCUUAUAUUACCUUAAGCAUUAUAUUAAUUUUUAAAAAAUUGAGUAUAGGUAGGUUAUCUAUUUGCAUUUUAUUUCAGGCUUAUGCCCUUAGAAAUUAAAACAAAACACAACUUUUGUUUUAGUGGGACUUCAGGAUGGAGACUAUAUUUUUUACAGAAGUCCAUGUUGCCUUUUUAGGGAGAAACAGGAGGUCCAUGUUGGACCUACAUUAUAGAUGUCUAUUUUCCUCCUCUUCUCUUGCUUCCCUUUCUCUCCACCUUACUUUCUCCCUUCCCUUCCUCUUUCCCCUUCCUAGUAUGAAGUAUUUGAUCCAUACACAGAAUAUGUUACUGUGUAUGUAAGUAAUGAACGAUAUAGUAAAACCAAUACCUGUGAACCCACCACCCAUCUUAAGAAAUAGGAAUUUACCAGUAUUGUUGGUGUGUUCCUCCUUGAUUUCCACUCACCUGUCUCUCUACCAGGGGUAAAACUAUUCUGACUUUUGUGUCGGUUUUAUUUUAUUGUUUAUAAUUCCCUUCCUCUUCUUCCAUAUUAUGUAUGUAUUUCAAAACUAUAUUGUUUACAUUUACUUUUUUAAAUUAUAAAGAUGGAUUUAUACUAUAUAUAUUCAUCUUUGCUUUACUCUAAUCGAUACUAUGUUUUUAAGAUUCAUCCAUAUUGAUGUGUGUAGCUAUGAUUUGUUUUCUAAUUGUAUGACUGUAACACAGUUUCUCCUGCCUUUAGAAUGUGGACAUUUUUUUUUUCCAUUUUAUGGCUAUUAAAAACAUUCUUGUUCUAUCUUCUAGCGUUUAUCAUGUUCAGGAGUUCUUCUGUGGCAAAGAAUUUUAAACAUGCUUGAUAGUGACCCUCCCCCCAACACACACAGUUGAAACAAAAAUAUGAAUCCUUGUUUACCGUUGCUACAUGUGAUGCAUUCACCUUUUCCAUUCUAUUUCUUUUUCUCCAAGUGCUGUUGUGACCCUCUAAUGAGUCUUCACAGUUCAAGAUAGCUGUCUCGGCUUUCUUUGGAGACUGGCUUUCCUUUACUUACAGCUGAACUUACAGAUUGACAUCCAGUGGAGUGAGUAACUGGCUAAGCAGGAUACACUGCUGUCGUACCUGGAAACAUCUAGCUCUUGAUCUCAAUCACAUUACGGCUGGAACUAGAUCUGGAUUUAGCCCUGAUGUACCCACCAUUCCUUGAUGGAAUGAGGAAACUGAGGCCUGAAGUUACGAAACUUGUCCAAAGUCACACAGCUUGUAAAGGGUACAGUCAAGAUUCAGAACCAGGUCAUAAAAAUUAAAAUGAACAAACUUCGGCAAAGUUUUAGGAGAAAGAAAGAUGUUUAUGUUCCGGAGGCCAGUCGUCCACAUCAGUGGCAGACAGAUGAAGAAGGGGUUCGUACUGGAAAAUGUAGCUUCCCAGUGAAGUACCUUGGCCAUGUAGAAGUUGAUGAAUCAAGAGGAAUGCACAUCUGUGAAGAUGCUGUAAAAAGAUUGAAAGCUGAAAGGAAGUUCUUCAAAGGCUUCUUUGGAAAAACUGGAAAGAAAGCCGUUAAAGCAGUCCUGUGGGUGUCAGCCGAUGGACUCAGAGUUGUGGAUGAAAAAACUAAGGACCUCAUAGUUGACCAGACAAUAGAAAAAGUUUCUUUCUGUGCCCCAGAUAGGAACUUUGAUAGAGCCUUCUCUUAUAUAUGUCGUGAUGGCACCACUCGGCGCUGGAUCUGUCAUUGCUUCAUGGCUGUCAAGGACACAGGAGAAAGAUUGAGCCAUGCAGUAGGCUGUGCUUUUGCAGCCUGUUUAGAACGUAAGCAGAAGCGGGAGAAGGAAUGUGGGGUGACUGCUACUUUUGAUGCUAGUCGGACCACUUUUACAAGAGAGGGAUCAUUCCGCGUCGCAACAGCCACUGAACAAGCAGAAAGAGAGGAAAUCAUGAAACAAAUCCAAGAUGCCAAGAAAGCUGAAACAGAUAAGGCAGUUGGUGGCUCAUCAGUGGCCCCUGGCAACACUGCCUCAUCCCCAUCCUCUCCCACCUCUCCCACCUCGGAUGCCACUGCCUCUCUGGAGAUGAACAAUCCUCAUGCCAUCCCACGCCGGCAUGCGCCGAUUGAACAGCUUGCCCGCCAAGGCUCUUUCCGAGGAUUUCCUGCUCUUAGCCAGAAGAUGUCACCCUUUAAACGCCAGCUGUCCCUGCGCAUCAAUGAGUUGCCUUCCAAUAUGCAAAGGAAGACUGAUUUCCCCAUCAAAAAUGCAGUGCCAGAGGUAGAAGGGGAAGCAGAGAGCAUCAGUUCCCUGUGUUCGCAGAUCACCAAUGCCUUCAGCACACCCUCUGAGGAUCCCUUCUCAUCCGCCCCAAUGACCAAGCCAGUGACAGUGGUGGCACCACAGUCUCCUACCUUUCAAGCUAAUGGCACUGACCCUGCCUUCCAUGUGCUUGCUGCUAAGCCAGCCCAUACUGCUCUAGCACCUGUAGCAAUGCCUGUGCGUGAAACCAACCCUUGGGCCCAUGCCCCUGAUGCUGCUAACAAGGAAAUUGCAGCCAUACAUUCGGGGACCGAGUGGGGUCAAUCUUCGGGUGCUGCCUCUCCAGGUCUCUUCCACGCUGGUCACAGACGCACUCCCUCUGAGGCUGACCGCUGGUUAGAAGAAGUGUCCAAGAACGUCCGAGUUCAGCAGCCCCAGGCUUCAGCUGCCCCUCUGCAGCCAGUUCUCCAGCCUCCUCCACCCACUGCCAUCUCCCAGCCAGCAUCGCCUUUCCAAGGGAAUGCAUUCCUCACCUCUCAGCCUGUGCCAGUCGGUGUGGUUCCACCCCUGCAGCCAGCCUUUGUCCCCACCCAGUCCUAUCCUGUGGCCAACGGGAUGCCCUAUCCAGCCCCUAAUGUGCCUGUGGUGGGCAUCACUCCCUCCCAGAUGGUAGCCAACGUGUUUGGCACUGCAGGCCAUCCUCAGGCUGCCCAUCCCCAUCAGUCACCCAGCCUGGUCAAGCAGCAGACAUUCCCUCAGUAUGAGACAAGCAGCGCUACCGCCAGUCCCUUCUUUAAGCCUUCUGCUCAGCACCUCAACGGUUCUGCAGCUUUCAAUGGCGUAGACGAUGGCAGGUUGGCCUCAGGAGACAAGCACACAGAGGUUCCUGCAGGCACCUGCCCUGUGGAUCCUUUCGAAGUGCAGUGGGCUGCAUUAGAGAGCAAGUCCAAGCAGCGUACUAACCCAUCCCCCACCAACCCUUUCUCCAGUGACUUACAGAAGACAUUUGAAAUUGAACUUUAAGCUGUCCCUAUGGCGUAUGCAUCUUGUUUGUACUUAGGCAAGGGUGGAGGUCAAAGGCACAAAGGGGACUCUGUCUUCCUGAUCAGUACUUUUCAGUAAUCCCAAAGGUCCCCAGGACAAGUCCAGGCACAGAGUACAGCAAGGGGUGAUUUUGAAAGAAGUGGGGAAACCCAUUUCUAGAGAAGAGCUGCCUUGCAGUUAGGCUAAAUAAGUCAAGGAAUGUUGCCCUCUGUCCUCCAUCAUCUCCUUACAAGUCUCUGGAAACAGAGAGGCAGAAGUAUCUAAACAGGAAUCUGUAUUCAAAGCACAUUUACUGGAAUAUAAAAUACAACAGGAAGCAAAACGAUCUCCCUUUGUUUUUCAGGCCAUUCACCUGCCUCCUCAGUACUGGCCUGUCUUAGAGAUCAAGAACAGACUGGCUUAUGCUCAGGCCGGGUAAGAGAGGGGCAGGCUGUGUGGCCAGGAUUCCCGGGAGGGCAUGUCAGCAGCUGCCCAGCAGAGCUAUAUUUUGGAGAUAAAGUUGAGCUUCCAUUUUGAGUAAGAGAAUAAAUAUUAUAUAUAUCAAAAAAGCCAAAAUCUUUAUUUUUAUGCACUUAGACUAUUUUAAAUAGUUCAACAUUAAAAAGUUGUAUGAGUUGUAAGUAAUCUUGCCAAAGGUAAAAGGGUUAGCUGUAAGAAAUUGUACAUAAGAUUGAUUUAUCAUUGAUGCCUACUGAAGUAAAAAAAAAAAAAGAAAGGCUGAAGGUGGCAGAGGGGGUCCCUAGUUUGUUCAGUAUCUUCAGUAUCGUUCAUUGUAAGUAGCACAUUGCAGCAACAAUCAUGCUUAUGACCAAUACAGUCACUAGGUCGUAGUUUUAAAUAAAGAAAAUGAAAGAGCAGUAUUGUCCUGGUUUUAAACUUAAAAAAUUCUAAUGUCAUUACUUUAAUGGAAUCUAAAUAUGCUCUAUAGAGAAUAUGUAAUUUCCUUAUGUUAAUCCUUUACCUUUUUUUAACACUAAUAUGACAGUUACAUAAUCAUAUCCACAGACGGGAACGCAGGUUACUGUGUCAGGUCGUUACGUUGGUCUUAGUUUGAUGGGUUUUGUUUUGUCCAUUAAAUUGUUUCCCUGAGUUUUGUGGGGAUGGGGAUUCUGGUUUUUACUCGCUUUGUGUGUUUUCCCCCGGUUUUGGUUAGCAAAAAAUCCCAUUGCCAGUUGCAGCCACUUGACCUCUGGUAACAACAUGAGAUCCCAUCUCAUUUUUACUUUUAAACGUUGGCCUUACAAUCAAAUGUAAGUUAUAUAUAUUUGUACUGAUGAGAUUUAUAAUCUGCUUUAACAAAAAUAAAUGUUCGUGGUAGAAGA